Notechis scutatus (mainland tiger snake) is the source of this 491-nucleotide messenger RNA. Lineage: Eukaryota; Metazoa; Chordata; Lepidosauria; Squamata; Elapidae. The record is from RefSeq and is a predicted model, not a curated record.
AAGCCCCUGGAGACCCCCCCCCCCCCCAGAGUCCCUGGAGCCCUUUGGAGCUGCUUUGCCAAAGAGAAGAAGGAUGGAGACCCCCCAUUUGGCCAAAGAGGGGAGCAGAAAUGGCCCCGCGGCUCUUCAGCCUGGGAGCUGUGGGGAGAGCUGGACCAGAACCGGGCAGAAGGUCCUGCGGGAGGGAACCAUCCUCCCUUCAGAAGUUCCACCCUGGAGCUCCAUCCAAUACUGGGAGGCUGAGGGUCCCCGAGGACUUUGCAGCCGACUCCAUGACUUGUGCAGGCGAUGGCUGAGGCCAGGAAAGCACAGCAAAGCCCAGAUGCUGGACCUGGUGGUUCUGGAGCGGCUCUUGGCUCUCCUGCCCCCAGAGAUGGAGGGCUGGGUGCGGGAGUGUGGAGCAGAGACCAGUUCACAGGUGGUGGCCCUGGCGGAAGGCUUCCUCCUGAGCCAGGCAGAGGAGGAGAAGGAGCAAAUGCAGCGGCAGUGCU